CUCUGGCAUUUUGUGCAGCGGAGGAGGGAAGGAGCAGAGUGUUGAGGAGGAGACAGAGGGACCUGAGACAACACGUCCCACGCCACAGCAGCAGACAGCCGCGGAACUUUGAUUUGACGCCAAGUGUCGCGGAGGAGACCAUGACGGAGAAACACGCUGCUCCUGCUGCUCCUCCUGCUCCUCCUGCUCCUGCUAGGGAGGCUUAGACAUGUCGGGCGUGUGCACCAUAUGAUGUCCUUGGACUCUUCUGUGCUCCGUGAAGAUUUAUUCUCUGAUUUGCUCCGUGUGUCUGAUGGUGACGGACUGUGAGCGCAUUGUUUCCAGCUCCGUUUGCUUUAUGGGAUUUCCAGCCGUGAUGUCUGCAAUAUUCCGCUCUUUGUUUCUGGUUCUAUUCAGCCUGCUGUCAGUGGGAGCCCAGACUGAGAUGAAGAAGGUUGUCGGGGACAACGCCACCUUACCAUGCCACCACCAGUUCCCGUCGUCCGGCUCCCUCGACAUCGAGUGGCUCCUACAGAAACCAAACUCCAAACAGAAAGUGAUCAUCACCUUCUUCGGGGGUCAGGUGUACACCAACGAGGCGGGCAGCGAGGCCAGCCGCCUGUCGUUUGCGGGGGAGUACCUGGGGGGGGACGCCUCGCUGCUCAUCAGUGACCUGCUGCUCACUGACUCUGGAGAAUAUUACUGUAAGGUGAAGACUGGAGGGAAGUACCACUGGAGCCAGGUCAACCUCAUAGUACUGGUGAAGCCGUCCAAGCCGAGGUGCUGGAUGGACGGGAAGCUGCUGGAGGGCAGCGACGUCAAGCUCAGCUGUAAGUCCAGCGACGGCUCCGACCCCAUCAGCUACAAGUGGGAGCGUCUGCUGGACAAAGGGAAGAGCCUGGCCAAGCUGCCCAACCUGGCUCUGAUAGAUCUGAAGAAUCCAGAGCUGGUGACCCUGAGGAAUCUGACCAUGGACAGUACAGGAGUCUACAGGUGCACAGCCAGCAACGACGUGGGGGAAGAGAACUGCACCAUCGAGGUCACCAUGCAGCAAGUGAAGGAUUUCGGUAAGAUAGCAGGAGCAAUGGUGGGAAUCUCCCUCGGCGUCAUCAUCGUCAUCGUCAUCAUCUGGCUCGUCUUCAGGACAAAGGAGAAGAAGAAGUACGAGGAGGAGGAGACUCCGAACGAGAUCAGGGAGGAUGCGGAGGCCCCCAAGGCGAAGCUGGUGAAGCCCAACUCGUUGUCCUCGUCCCGCUCCGGCAGCUCCCGCUCCGGCGCCUCCUCCACCCAGUCCAUGGUGCAUAACAGCGCCCAGCGCGGCCACCGCCCUCGCCCUCCGGCCGUGGCGGCCCUGAAGGAGAAUGGGCAGCCUCCAGGUUUCCCCCAAUCCCCCCCCUCCUACACCUCGGUGGUGCCCAAGACCCCGGAGCCCCCCGCCACGCCCAAAUACACCUCCAGGAACACGUCUGGGCCCACACCGCCAACCCUCAUGGUCCCCGCCCAGACCAAGGCCUUUCAGACUGUGUAGGACUGA
Centropristis striata (black sea bass) is the source of this 1513-nucleotide messenger RNA. RefSeq names its product CXADR like membrane protein b (gene clmpb). Gene Ontology annotation, cellular component: cytoplasmic microtubule; membrane; cell surface. Bases 293 to 1507 code for a protein of 404 amino acids. The record is from RefSeq and is a predicted model, not a curated record. The transcript has 7 exons. NCBI's taxonomy places the organism in Eukaryota, Metazoa, Chordata, Actinopteri, Perciformes, Serranidae.